Hydra vulgaris (swiftwater hydra) is the source of this 925-nucleotide messenger RNA. RefSeq lists its product as uncharacterized. NCBI's taxonomy places the organism in Eukaryota, Metazoa, Cnidaria, Hydrozoa, Anthoathecata, Hydridae. The record is from RefSeq and is a predicted model, not a curated record.
CAGCGAAAUGAUCUCAAAAUAAUAACGGAUUAGAAACACACAUUUAAAAAAAUAUUUCAAACUAGAAAAACGAGUAACUGACUUAGAAUAAACAAAAAACCUUACAUAUACCUAAUCUUUUUUCAAAGUUUAUAUAUAUUUCAUUUCAAAUUUCUAAUCAAAAAUGAAGCAAGGCUUAGCAAUAUUGGUUAUGUUUGAGUGCGUUAACUUUCGACAAAUACUCUCAGUUUUGGACGGUGGUUCGGCUUCGGAUUCAAGAUGGAAAUUGCUACAAAAAGAAGCAUGUUAUAAAGGCAAGAAUGAUUUUCCUGCAAAAGUUGAAAUAAACCAAUACGGUGCUUUGGUUGCCGUAAAGCUGGUAUAUAUAAGUGGUCGAAUGAAAUGCGCUAAUUCGUUUAUUGGAAGCUACUUUGGUUGUUUCUCUGAUCAAACACUGUUUAACCUUGCAAUCACUGAUGAAAAUAAAAUUGUUCUCUUCCCCCCUCCCAACCACGCUAUUACCUACAUAGAUUCCUCAAAAAACUACAGGUACCCAGGUUAUUUACCAACUGAUAAAGAGGUUGUUUUUACUAACUAUGCCUACCCAACAUAUUUUAAAUCAGGAGACUACAUUUCCAUUUGGAAUUAUGAAGAUCUUCUUGACUAUGGGGAUACUGAUAACUUUGGAGAAGUUUGUAUGGAUGUUUAUGGUGCAUUUGUUUAGUUCGAAAGAGUUUUGAUUUUACUUAAACAACGAUAAGUAGUUUUUAGCCUUUCCUAAAAUUAAUGACCCAUGUAGUUAAAAAUAAAAUUAUACAUUUUUUGAUCUUGUUGAGUUUUUUUUUAAUUUAUUUUAAUUUAUUUUAAUGUAUUUUUAAUUUAAUUUAAUGUAUUUUUGGCUAAGUGAUUGUGUAAAGACUAAUUUAACAAUAAAGCUUUCCGUUAA